AUGUGAAUCUUUGUUUCUGGGUUGGAGCUUGACAUUCUCCUUGGACCCAUUUUUUAUUUCAAAGCUGGGAAAGCUGCUGAGACCUACCUCCAUCACCUUUGCUUCUCUACCCCACACAGGCUGUAAGCACAUGAUCUUUGGUCUUUUAUUUGCAUACUGUAUUAGUCUUGUCUUCAUUGGAGGGAAGUGACUGGUCAGACCUGGGCUGUGUUGCUGGCUGCCUUCCUUGUUGGGCUCCAACUUACCUCCUAUAUACACAGCCCUUGGAGUUCAGAGGCCUCUCCUGACCUCUGCCCAACUUCUCGCUUUCUGCUCCCAAUCCCCUACUAGUACAUACAGGAGCAGAGACAGGCUAGGACCAGAGGAAAGGGGAGAGGGGACUGAAGACAGACUUUGAGAGGGCUAAGAAACCCAGUGUACCCCCCAUCCCAGCCCUGUCCACCUGCUGCUGUGGCCACAGCAGUAAGAUAGUAAGACAGGAAGUAAGGCCAGGUACCUUGUGGGCAGUGAUGUCAUUAGCUGCGACUCCUAAGAUGUCUCCAGAGAUGGGCGAGCUCACCCAAACCAGGUUACAGAAGAUCUGGAUUCCACACAGCAGCGGUAGCAGCAGGCUGCAACGGAGAAGGGGCUCAUCCAUACCGCAGUUUACCAAUUCCCCCACGAUGGUGAUCAUGGUGGGUUUACCAGCUCGAGGCAAGACCUAUAUCUCCACGAAGCUCACACGAUAUCUCAACUGGAUAGGAACACCAACUAAAGUGUUUAAUUUAGGCCAGUAUCGACGAGAGGCAGUGAGCUACAAGAACUAUGAAUUCUUUCUUCCAGACAACAUGGAGGCCCUGCAAAUCAGGAAGCAGUGCGCCCUGGCAGCCCUAAAGGAUGUUCACAACUAUCUCAGCCAUGAGGAAGGUCAUGUUGCGGUUUUUGAUGCCACCAAUACCACCAGAGAACGAAGGUCACUGAUCCUGCAGUUUGCAAAAGAACAUGGUUACAAGGUCUUUUUCAUUGAGUCCAUUUGUAAUGACCCUGGCGUAAUUGCAGAAAACAUCAGGCAAGUGAAACUUGGCAGCCCUGAUUAUGUAGACUGUGACCGGGAAAAGGUUCUGGAAGACUUUCUAAAGAGAAUUGAGUGCUAUGAGGUCAACUACCAACCCUUGGAUGAGGAACUGGACAGCCACCUGUCAUACAUCAAGAUCUUCGACGUGGGCACACGCUACAUGGUGAACCGAGUGCAGGAUCACAUCCAGAGCCGCACAGUCUACUACCUCAUGAAUAUCCACGUCACACCUCGUUCCAUCUACCUAUGCCGGCAUGGUGAGAGUGAACUCAACCUCAGAGGCCGCAUCGGAGGUGACUCUGGCCUCUCAGUUCGCGGCAAGCAGUAUGCCUAUGCCCUGGCCAACUUCAUUCAGUCUCAGGGCAUCAGCUCCCUGAAGGUGUGGACCAGUCACAUGAAGAGGACCAUCCAGACAGCUGAGGCCCUGGGUGUCCCCUAUGAGCAGUGGAAGGCCCUGAAUGAGAUUGAUGCGGGUGUCUGUGAGGAGAUGACCUAUGAAGAAAUCCAGGAACAUUACCCUGAAGAAUUUGCACUGAGAGACCAAGAUAAAUAUCGCUACCGUUAUCCCAAGGGAGAGUCCUAUGAGGAUCUAGUUCAGCGUCUGGAGCCAGUUAUAAUGGAGCUAGAACGACAGGAGAAUGUACUGGUAAUCUGCCACCAGGCUGUCAUGCGGUGCCUCCUGGCCUAUUUCCUGGAUAAGAGUUCAGAUGAGCUUCCGUAUCUCAAGUGCCCUUUGCACACAGUGCUCAAACUCACUCCUGUGGCUUAUGGCUGCAAGGUGGAAUCCAUCUACCUGAAUGUGGAGGCCGUGAACACACACCGGGAGAAGCCUGAGAAUGUGGACAUCACCCGGGAACCUGAGGAAGCCCUGGAUACUGUCCCUGCCCACUACUGAGCCCUUUCCAUGAAGUCAAACUGCCUGUGUCCUCAUCGCCUUCCACCGUUAGGAAAUGCUGUCCUUGCUCUUCUUCUACUCUGCCUUGUCCUCACAGAGGCACUGCACUUCCAGUGAAGAAGUCCUCUGCAGCUCCCAAACGAGCCUCGCUUACUGGCCACAACCAAGGAGCUAUCUAGCUCUGGAUGAAACUUACUUUCUUAAUUCCUAUUCUCUGAUGAAUACUUACUGCCUAUAAGAGGAGAGGAGGAGGUCAUGGCGAGGCUUUUCCAAGUGUUCUUAAGGUACUGAUCCUAAUCCUGACUCAGCUCUGCUGCUGAGAGCAUGGAAUGGGUGAGUACUUCCUGGAAGGAAGUUCUACAGUAGCACUUCCAAAGAUGGGGGAGAAGAUUGGUGCCUGUGGGCCUUGUUCCUUGAUGAGCAAGGUGGCUGGGGGCAUGACACUUUCAUCCUUACACUCAGAGAAGAAUCUGGCACUUGAGCCAGGUGCUCCUCUAUUCUGCAGCUCUUGCUGCCAUCCUGAGUGAUUUCACUGUUUAUGUGUAUGAUCUAACCAGUACUCUGGCCUCCCAGUCCCCUGACCCCCUCAACUCCAGUGAUCAUGUGCUCCCCUUCAACCACCUGCUCCAUGGAUUUUGCUAUCAUCUCUCUGGUCUGACUUCUUUUUUUUUUUUUUUUUUUUUUGAGACGAAGUUUCGCU
This is a messenger RNA of Saimiri boliviensis boliviensis (Bolivian squirrel monkey), 2649 nucleotides long. RefSeq names its product 6-phosphofructo-2-kinase/fructose-2,6-biphosphatase 1 (gene PFKFB1). Gene Ontology annotation, molecular function: ATP binding; 6-phosphofructo-2-kinase activity; fructose-2,6-bisphosphate 2-phosphatase activity. Lineage: Eukaryota; Metazoa; Chordata; Mammalia; Primates; Cebidae. Gene Ontology annotation, biological process: fructose metabolic process; fructose 2,6-bisphosphate metabolic process. Gene Ontology annotation, cellular component: 6-phosphofructo-2-kinase/fructose-2,6-biphosphatase complex; cytosol. The record is from RefSeq and is a predicted model, not a curated record.